UCGCAUCCCAGGUUCGAAGAUGGAGGAGGAGACCCGCGGCGAAGGUUGGAGGGGCCUGAGCAACCCACGGGUUCCUGUGCUGAAUAUGCCCGAGCUUAAGAAGUGGUCAUUCUACCAAGCCCUAGCAGCCGAGUUCAUGGCUAGCACGCUGUUGCUGUUUAUCUCAAUCACAACCAUCAUCUCGCAAAAGAAGCAGCCUUGCAGCUCCGACGGGGUCCUCGUGACCGCGUGGGCAGUGGGAGGAACGACUUUUGUCAUGAUCUUUUCCAUUGCCGGCAUCUCAGGGGCCUGCAUGAACCCAGCAGUCACUUUUGGAUAUUUUUUGGCAAGGAAAAUUAGUCUGAAUAGAGCGGUAUGCUAUGUUAUCGUGCAGUGUUUGGGUGCGGUGACUGGGGUCGCAUUGGUGAGAAACUCCAUGGAGCAUGACUUUUAUUCCUUUGGAGGGGGUGCCAACGUGGUAGCUCCGGGCUAUCGGAGGGGUACUGCCUUGCUGGCAGAGGCCAUGGGCAGUUUCUUGGUAGUUUGUACUGUAUUAACAGCCACCGAUGCAAUGAGGAGAGAAACCGACGCCCACAUUUCCGUUAUGGCUCCACUGGCAGUUGGAUUUGCGGUGUUGGUGGUUCACCUGGCCACCAUCCCCAUCACCGGCACCGGCGUGAACCCAGCGCGCAGCUUCGGUGCCGCUGUAAUUUACAAUCGUUCCAGCGUCUGGCACGACCAGUGGAUGUUCUGGUUCGGCCCAUUUGCUGGGGCCCUGGCAGCUGCAGCUUAUCACCAGCAUGUCAUCCGAUCUGCAGUUAUCCGGUUCCUCCGAACCUGCCUCCGUUUGGCCGACGCUUCAGCGUACAACCCAAACGGCGGCAGGCGACCCCGGCGCGAUGCCGGCACUCAACGAGACGACCGAACCGCCGCCAACCUCCCUGGGCAACGCCCGGGCGACGCCCCGCGCGACGCCCCGCGCGAAUCCCCCGGAGAUCUCUGGCAGCGACCCCUAGACCGGCGGCCGCAAUAUCCCCGCAGUGGCCCCCCAGCCCCAGCGACGUCCGGAGCCGCCGCUAUUCCCUUAGCUAUCUCCAUCAAGUGAAGUCUUUAUUAUUUGUUUUUAAAUUUUACUCUUGCCUUUCAUCCCUUUAGUUUGUUUUUGUGACGGGAUGAUGGAUGGCGAGGGCGGUGAUGAUGGACCCCCCUUGAUUUGUUUGAUGUUUAGCUAUGUAUAUGGGUGGGUAAAAACGGACA
This is a messenger RNA of Eucalyptus grandis, 1236 nucleotides long. RefSeq names its product probable aquaporin PIP2-8. Gene Ontology annotation, molecular function: water channel activity. Bases 20 to 1084 code for a protein of 354 amino acids. Gene Ontology annotation, biological process: transmembrane transport. Gene Ontology annotation, cellular component: plasma membrane. The record is from RefSeq and is a predicted model, not a curated record. The transcript is spliced from 3 exons. NCBI's taxonomy places the organism in Eukaryota, Viridiplantae, Streptophyta, Magnoliopsida, Myrtales, Myrtaceae.